Molecule: messenger RNA, 1146 nt
Organism: Humulus lupulus (European hop)
Lineage: Eukaryota; Viridiplantae; Streptophyta; Magnoliopsida; Rosales; Cannabaceae
Exons: 3
Coding region: 116-1084 (322 amino acids)
Molecular function (GO): hydrolase activity
Source: RefSeq, a predicted model, not a curated record
UUUUUCUGUCACUAACUCUCUCUCACUCACUAUAUAAGAAUAAUUGAUUUUAAUGGUAUGUCAAGAGUAGAACUUUACAAAAAAAACAAAGCAGACUUGAAUUUGAGAGAAAGAGAUGAAGAUGGAGGACAUAGAGCAUAGAACUAUAGAGGUGAAUGGCAUAAACAUACACGUAGCCCUCAAGGGUCAAGGCCCGGUCAUCUUAUUCCUCCACGGCUUCCCGGAGCUGUGGUACACGUGGCGGCACCAGAUACUGACACUGGCUUCGCUGGGCUACCGAGCUGUGGCGCCGGACCUCCGUGGCUACGGCGACACCGAUGCACCGCCGUCGGUGACGAGCUACACGUGUAUGGACGUGGUUGGAGAUCUGAUAGCGCUGUUGGACGUCAUAGCUCCAGAGGAGAAGGUGUUUGUGGUAGGACAUGACUGGGGUGCCGUCAUUGCUUGGUACCUUUGCUUGUUCAGACCAGAUCGCGUUAAGGCUUUGGUGAACCUCAGUGUGGCUUUUAACCCUAGGCACCCUAAGAGGAAGCCUUAUGAGACCUUGAAAGCCGUCUAUGGUGAUGACUACUACGUUUGUAGAUUUCAGGAAAUUGGAGAUAUAGAAGAUGAAUUUGCCAAAAUAGGAACCCAACAAGUUAUAAAGGAAUUCUACUCGUACAGAAAUCCUGGCCCACUUAUGUUCGCUAAAGGGAAAGGGUUUCCACACUUGAAAGAUGCCCCAACUCCAACUGAGUUGCCUUCUUGGUUAACCCAGCAAGACCUUGAUUACUACACUAGUAAAUUUGAGAACAAAGGCUUCACUGGCGGAAUCAACUAUUACCGAAACAUAAACAGAAACUGGGAACUGACAGCACCAUGGACUGGGGACAAAAUAAAAGUACCAGUGAUGUUUAUAGUAGGGGAUUUGGACCUCGUAUACAAUUCAUUGGGAACCAAGGAUUACAUACACAAGGGUGGAUUCAAAAAAGAUGUUCCUUUUCUAGAAGAGGUCAUAGUCAUGGAAGGUGUUGGACACUUCAUUAAUGAAGAAAAGCCUGAUGAGAUUAACAAACACAUUUUUUAUUUCUUCAACAAGUUCUAGUUAAUAAUAAUGACGAAUCAUUGUUAUUAAUAAAAAAUUAUAUUUCCAUUAUCCUUACAGCA